AAUCCACGUUCGUUAUUCCUUCUACAUCUCCUGUGCUUCACAUAUAAAAUUCCUGGCUUCCUAAUUGAUCUCGUUUUGAAAUCACAUGCGGGGAAGUACGUCACCGACGAAAAAGGCCCCAGUUUCCUAAGGCCUCGCAUUCCCAGCUUCAAGUGCAACAUUUUGCAAAUGAGUCAAUUUUUCACAUUGCAUCGAUUGGGAGAGAAAAUGCCAAAGGUGUAGAAACUGAGCCAGAUACAACAAGAUGAAGUCAGCUCGGGUCCCCGAAAUAUUGAUACUUUUAACACUUUUGACGUGGAACAAGUGCGACAGUUUGGAAAUUACGGAUGUUUGGAAUUGGUUGGAACAAUCUCCCUUGGGACGAUUGCUGCCGGACAAAAACCGUGGAAUUCGUUUAUCCACGAUCAAGAUGGUCAAAUUCGAGGUUGAGUUGUGGAAAAAGACCUCAGACCUGGCCCAUCUCGUGGAUUCUGCAGAGGAUCUUGUACUUGAACAUGACAAGAUCCACAUAAACUAUAAAUUUGCCCGGCUUUCUAAGAACGUAAACGACCGAAUUGUCAAUGUACGAGACAACAACACGCCAUCCAUUCCGACACCAGAAUCAUGCGAUGUUUCUUGCGGUCAAUCCCUUUUCGGCACAGACUCGUGCAAUCCAGUUUCAGAAAGAAUCAUUGGGGGCAUCCAGGUCCCAGAUGCCGCCCGGCAACCUUGGCAGGUCUUUCUUCAUCUCUGUGGCGAGGGUUGUGACAAGGGAUGCUUUAUGUGUGGUGGGACCUUGUUAAAUCAUCGAUGGAUAUUGACAGCUAUGCAUUGCUUGCAAUCAUCUUGCAGCAAGGUUCGAACCAACAUUAAGGUUCGAUUCGGUUCUGAGAAAAUGCCAAACAAUUUGAAGGCCGCUGGCGAUGAAGAAAUCGACAAGAUCGUCUUGAACUCCGAUUACAUCCCAAAUUUGAUUGAGAACGACAUUGCCCUUAUUCGAUUAGCGCGUCCAGUAAAAUUUUCGGAUCAAAUCCAACCCGCGUGUUUGCCCCAAAACGCCAAAAACCUGUACGUGGGUCAAUGGGGAAUUAUUAGUGGUUGGGGCAGCACAAGUGGAUCCAAGAACAACGUGUCGCCUAUUUUAAAGGAGGGAAAGGUGCAAAUUUUAAGCUCUCGGGAUCGGAAAUGCCGCAAGGGAUCGGGUUUGCCUGCAAAUAAUCUAAUCCCAAGCACCAAAAUGUGCGCAUAUGCUUUGGGAGUUGAUGCUUGUCAGGGCGAUAGUGGGGGCCCACUUUUAAUCGAGGAGAACGGUCGUUGCGCUGUGGCCGGGAUCGUGUCAUACGGCAUAGAUUGUGCCAAAAAGAAUUUUGCUGGCGUGUACACCAGGGUCAAUCAAUUUCUACCCUUCAUCCGAGAGACCAUACAACCUGAAGGUUGCAAUGGAGCAUCCUCAAGCACUUCCAAACCCGGCUCAAAUGGAGCCAAUGGAGAGGUUUGCGAUCUGACGUGCUCCAAUGUGAAUGACUUGGAAGAGCCCGGGCUUUAUAAGAUUCAAGGUAUUUUGGCCCAUUGUGAUAAGGGUUUUUGCACUGCCACGGAGGAGACUGACUUGUGCGAGGCCCUGGACAAUCCUUGUAAAGGAAACUUGGCAUCCGACCCGAUCAAGGAUUGCCAUAAACCCUGCAAUCUGAGUUUCUACUUCAAGGAGUACUUGGAUAACGUUAAAUACGAGGAAUAUGUCACGUUAAACCUGUAUGGUCUGGACGUCACUUGUAACCAAUCAGGGGAUUGUUGUGCCGCAGACAACCCCCCCCAUGCCAAUCUGUGCCUUCGAGCCGCAUUAUGUUAUGCGGGUGGACAACUUUUAGGCCUCUCGUUUUGUGGCUAAGCGAUGAGGAUUCCCUGCUAUUCCACCACCUUUCCAAACUGAAUCGACUGUGAUAGUAAUGAACGUACCUACAUUUCUCUUUGAAUAACUUUAUUCUGAAUGGCAAUGACUUUGAUUGAAUUGGAGAACAAAAGGUCAAUGAAAUACACAAUAGGAAAAUUUCGUCCCAUCCC
Messenger RNA from Tigriopus californicus, 2040 nucleotides. Its product is annotated as acrosin-like. Gene Ontology annotation, biological process: proteolysis. The transcript is spliced from 9 exons. Lineage: Eukaryota; Metazoa; Arthropoda; Copepoda; Harpacticoida; Harpacticidae. Bases 245 to 1867 code for a protein of 540 amino acids. Gene Ontology annotation, molecular function: serine-type endopeptidase activity. The record is from RefSeq and is a predicted model, not a curated record.